AUCGGUUCUGUCCGUCCCUCACCUCGUCGUCAUCUCUUCUUUCCUCUGUGGUCCCACCAAAAAGCUGCACCUUGCUGGUCCAUGAAGACAGCGGCACGCGACACUCGUUGACCUUGACCAGACCGAGCGUUCCUGACCGAGUAGCAUUCCGUCGGUAUCUUCUGAACCCCGACCUCCCACAAACAAUCGCCAGCGUUUCCCCCGCGGUCCUUGGAAUCUCUCCCCUCCGCUCCCCGCCCACUUGACACCAGCCCCGAGUCCGCGACAUUCGCCCAGCCCACACUCCAACACACGAGCACACACGCACUCGCUCUUUCUUUCUUUUUCUUUUCUUUUCUUUUCUUUUUAUUCUUUUCUAAAUUGUAUUGCGACAAUCCCCGCGAGAUCAAAUUCAUUCACCAUGCAGGCAGUUCCCGAAUCCCGCCAACAGACCUUCGAGGAGAUCUACGGACCUCCGGAGAAUUUCCUGGAGAUUGAGGUUCGCAACCCGCAAACCCACGGCACCUCGCGCAACAUGUACACCUCGUACGAGAUCGUCUGCCGCACCAACAUCCCCGCCUUCAAGCUCAAGCACUCGGUCGUGCGCCGCCGCUACUCCGACUUCGAGUACUUCCGCGACAUCCUGGAGCGCGAGAGCACGCGCGUCACCAUCCCCCCGCUGCCCGGCAAGGUGUUCACGAACCGGUUCAGCGACGACGUGAUCGAGCACCGGCGCGAGGGGCUGCAGCGGUUCUUGCAGAUCGUGGCCGGCCACCCGCUGCUGCAGACGGGGAGUAAGGUGCUGGCGAGUUUUGUGCAGGAUCCGAACUGGGAUCGGAAUGCGUGGUAGGUUGGGGUGAAUUGGGAGCGUUCUGUCGUGUGUUCUGGAUGCUGUUGGGCAUGAACUGUACCAUGCAGCCGUCCUCCGCUCUCCCGACAUACCCUCUCAGCCUGCUCCAUCAAUUCACCUUCCAGCUCACUCCGUCGAUAGCCCUGCCUUUUCCCUCGACAUUUAUAUACCUCGCCCUCCACCUGCGAUAUGCGACAUUUGAAACCCCCUUUCUUCCCAUCUAGUGUAUCUUCCACCCCGUUUGGGACGUGCAUCCCCUCUCCAUGGCCGUGUCUUUCAUCGCAGGGAGACCAAAACUCAUCUCGCAUCCCAGGUUUUGUUUUUGUUUGUGUGGAUCCCCUGCAUGUGUUGAUUGUUCUAUAUGUAUCUCAGCGACGACUUUUGUUUUUAGCUUAUUUGAUCCAUCCAUAUCAGUUAUCUACGCCGUGCAG
This is a messenger RNA of Aspergillus uvarum CBS 121591, 1260 nucleotides long. Its product is annotated as sorting nexin-3. Gene Ontology annotation, cellular component: early endosome membrane; retromer complex. The record is from RefSeq and is a predicted model, not a curated record. The transcript has 3 exons. NCBI's taxonomy places the organism in Eukaryota, Fungi, Ascomycota, Eurotiomycetes, Eurotiales, Aspergillaceae. Gene Ontology annotation, biological process: late endosome to Golgi transport; endocytic recycling. Gene Ontology annotation, molecular function: phosphatidylinositol-3-phosphate binding. The coding region runs from base 401 to 829 and encodes 142 amino acids.